Molecule: messenger RNA, 978 nt
Organism: Phytophthora nicotianae INRA-310
Lineage: Eukaryota; Oomycota; Peronosporomycetes; Peronosporales; Peronosporaceae
Exons: 2
Coding region: 1-978 (325 amino acids)
Source: RefSeq, a predicted model, not a curated record
AUGCUAUCGCCUCCCUCUUCCGACGCUCUACAACAGCAAGGACUUAUGUGUGGCUACUCGAUGCUGAGCACCGAGAUUGUCCGACCAGUUUUCCAGCGUGAUAUCGCGAGGAGUGGUGAAGUAGCGAAUCCCUUGAAGCGAGGAGUCAAGCGCCCGGAUGUUCGCGCUCAGCUACCUACACUCCCUGUGGUUAUUCAAUCAUCGGGAUUCGCUCCUGAACACACGCAAGCUGAGUCUUUUGUGGCUUCGUACUACAACACCAAUACACUUCCUUUCAAGACUGGUCAACCGCAACCCAAGCAAAAGCGAAUUCGACUGAAGACGGAGCGUCGACGCCAACAAUGUCGAGCUAACCAGGCUAGAUACCGCCAGAGAAAACUCAACUAUAGCAAGACGGUCGAGCAAUUAGUCCAGAAACUACGCGCUGAUAUCCCUGUCCUUGAGCUACAACGCAACAAACUCCGCGAUGGAGGCCAGCAAGACAUUUGGGACGUAGUGACAGGAUAUUUUCGCAUCUUUCGCUUCGGUGUUCAGGUGGUUCCUUCUCGGACCAGCACCGACUUCACUCCGGAGAACAACCUCGUCAACGAGGUGACAAAAAAUCAACUUGCCUUCUUGCACUCUUCGAUGACUGAAGACGUCAAUCUGGGUGAGCGCACAGGUCUGGAGGCUCUCAUGAACCAGUGGCGACUGUAUACGGCGAAUUUCGAGAACUUGUGCCUCAACCUGGAGAGUAUUGAGCGUACAACUGAUCGGUUUUUCAGUGCCUCUGCGGUGUUGAAUGUGACGAUGUCGGAGGCAACACUCGACAAUGUGUUUCCACACUUCAGGUGGGACGCCGAUGCAGGUCGACUGUCGCGUGUAGAGGCAACGACGAACUUCAUCAUUCCGUUGAUGAGGGUGUUGGACAAUCUGGCGGACGUGGCAUCGGUGCUAGAGCACGCGCUAAUCACUCGCGACGGCGUAGUUGGCAUCUAG